CGGGCGACGUCACUGACGUGUCGACAUUACAAUAGAACGACAUUCAAUAACCUGAUCAUACCAUAAGACAGAACCAGAGCCUUGUGGUUCCAAGUAAUUGAGAGCGUCGGAAAGCUUCUCUCGAUAAAAAAAUAAAAAAAACAAUAGGUAGUGGUCGCAUACAAAUACACACAGUAGCUGGCUUUUUCCCCAAAGUAAACUGGUUAAUCAGAAACCAUGUCUGUCGCAGGACUGAAGAAACAAUUCCACAAAGCGACUCAGAAAGUGAGCGAGAAGGUUGGAGGCGCUGAGGGAACCAAACUCGAUGACGACUUCAAAGAAAUGGAAAAGAAAGUGGACACUACCAGCAGGGCGGUCUUAGAAAUAAUGACCAGGACAACAGAGUACCUGCAGCCCAACCCAGCCUCCAGGGCCAAGCUCAGCAUGAUCAACACCAUGUCCAAAAUCCGGGGGCAGGAGAAGGGCCCGGGGUACCCCCAGGCAGAGACCGUGCUGGGGGAGGCCAUGCAGAAGUUCGGCAAGGAGCUCGGGGAGGAGUCCUGCUUCGGUCUGGCUCUAAUCGAUGCUGGGGAAGCUAUGCGUGAGCUCGGUGAGGUGAAGGACGCACUCGACAUGGAGGUGAAGCAGAACUUCAUCGACCCCCUGCAGAAUCUGCAUGAUAAAGACCUGAAGGAGAUACAGCACCACCUUAAGAAAAUGGAAGGCCGACGCCUUGACUUUGACUACAAGAAGAAGAGGCAGGGCAAAGUGCAGGACGAGGAGAUCAAGCAAGCCCUGGAGAAGUUCGAUGAAUCCAAGGAGAUCGCAGAACAGAGCAUGUUCAACCUGCUAGAGAGCGACAUCGAGCAGGUGAGCCAGCUCUCGGCCCUGGUCCAGGCGCAGGUGGAGUACCAUCGGCAGGCUACCGAGAUCCUGCAGCAGCUCUCCAGCAAAAUGGAGGACAGAAUACGGGAGGCCUCCAGCAAGCCCAGGAGAGAGUUCGUCCCGAAGCCCCGUAUGGUGAUGGACUUCACCUCCAGCGAGAACCACAACGGAGGAAUAACUCACACUGGCACCGCCAAGUCUCCCGCCCCCAUGGACCAGCCCUGCUGCCGCGCCCUCUAUGACUUUGACCCUGAGAACGAGGGCGAGCUGGGCUUCAAGGAGGGCGAUGUCAUCACCCUGACCAAUCAGAUCGACGACAACUGGUACGAGGGCAUGCUGCACGGCCAAUCGGGCUUCUUCCCCAUCAACUACGUGGAUAUCCUGGUGCCCCUGCCCCAUUAACUGCCCCCAUCAUACCCCAGGGGGCAGUUCGGGCCCACACAUCGGCUUCUCCCCGCAUCUGUGCUGCUGCUUCCUCAAAGUUUCCAUUCAUAGCCACAAAGACGACGCAGACAAUGAUGACAAACCGGGACAGGCGCGCGCCUGCAACGCGACAGCGGUAACCGCUCCUCUUAUUUGUACCCUAAAACGUUACCGUAAGAUCAGUGUAAGAUCUCGUUGACUUAUAUGAGAAGUUAUUUACCUUUUAUUUUUUCACAGAUGUAUUUUUUUCUCAGAAGCUGACAAGAAUACAAUGUGCGUCCCCGUCCUAUUUCACUUUUAAAGUGUCAAGUCAGUUGGAUCUUGUUCGAUGUAGAAAUAGAUAUAGCGCAUUGUACUCUGUUAACAAAAAAAAAAAAAAAAAAAAAAAAAAAAAAA
Messenger RNA from Anguilla anguilla (European eel), 1683 nucleotides. RefSeq names its product SH3 domain containing GRB2 like 2a, endophilin A1 (gene sh3gl2a). NCBI's taxonomy places the organism in Eukaryota, Metazoa, Chordata, Actinopteri, Anguilliformes, Anguillidae. The record is from RefSeq and is a predicted model, not a curated record. The transcript is spliced from 9 exons. Gene Ontology annotation, cellular component: presynapse; cytoplasm; glutamatergic synapse. The coding region runs from base 217 to 1266 and encodes 349 amino acids. Gene Ontology annotation, molecular function: protein binding. Gene Ontology annotation, biological process: synaptic vesicle uncoating.